This is a messenger RNA of Mesorhabditis belari, 1599 nucleotides long. NCBI's taxonomy places the organism in Eukaryota, Metazoa, Nematoda, Chromadorea, Rhabditida, Rhabditidae. The record is from the annotation of a GenBank genome assembly.
AUGGAUUUAUCAGAGCAAUGGGGUUUUGUUUGGUCAUCGAUCAUUCUCUUGCUUUCUGAUACGAUUUCUUUUCUCUGGCGAUUCACUCUUUUUCUCUACUACUUGAGAAAAGAAAAAAAGAUAGUAAGCCGAAUUUCAAAUGAUAUUUUGCUUAAAAGUGCUCGAGAGCUUGGUGCAAAGAUUCGCAGUGGAGAGCUUACAAGCUCGGAGAUUGUUAAAGCUUAUGUGGAGAGAUUGAGAGAAGUGAAUUCACUCUUGAAUGCUGUAGCUGAUGACUACACGGAUGAUGCUUUGAAUAAAGCCAAAGAAAUUGAUGAACAAAUCAAGAACUCAUCGGAAGAAGAAAAGAAAAAACUUUUUGAUGAGAAACCAUUGCUUGGAAUCCCAUUUACAUGCAAAGAUCUUUACGAUAUCAAAGGAACAAAAACAACAUGGGGUACUUGGAAGCUAAAAGAGAACGUUUCUGAGAGCACGCACAUUGUGAUACAAAUGAUGUUGGAUGCAGGCGGGAUCCCGUUCGUGAAAACCACUGUCCCAGAGGGGUGUGUCUUUAUCGAAUCAGUGAAUCCGAUUCAAGGGAUCACGAAUAAUCCAUAUGAUUCAAGACGAAACGCUGGUGGUUCGAGUGGCGGUGAAGGAGCUCUGAUCGGUGCUGGGGCUUCCAUUAUUGGGUUGGGAAGUGAUUUGGGUGGCUCGAUUCGCGUCCCUGCCGCUCUUAAUGGUGUUUAUGGUUUAAAACCAAGCGUUGGAACUUUUCCUAUUGUUGAUCUUGUUGGAAAUCCGGUUGAACCACUUUGGAAUUGCUUUGGUCCUUUGUGUCGCUACGUAGACGACAUUGAACUUCUAUUGAAUAUAUUCUGUCAUGGAGAUCGGGCAAAACAUGUUAAAGAAGCAAAUGAAUAUCCAGUGGAAAAGAUUUUUAUUCCAACCGAUACACCCACUCCUUGGAUGCCAAGAGUUAAACAAGAGAAUCAAGCGGCUACUUUGAAAGUAGCUGAAUUUCUUUGCGAAGAAUAUGCGAGCUCAUGCAUUGAUUCGAUUGAUCUGUCACCAAUAAAAUCGCAAUAUGUUGACAUCUAUAUUGCUAAUUAUGAUGAGUUUCCGAUAAAGCAGAAAAAUUUGGAAGGGCUAAAGUCGAGAAUGCUGGCGGCUGGGAAUAAAUCAUUUCACGCUCUCACUGAGCUCCCGAAAUGGAUCUUCGGAAAGUCAAAGCACUACCUAGCUGCCAUUGUGCUUUUUCACUUUUUUAAGAGAAGCUACACACUCGAACAAAGGGAAAAGUAUUUGAAACUAUUGCCCGAGUUGAAAGCGAGAUAUGACAAAAUUCUCUCUAACACAAACUUUAUCGUGCAAUCCGGCUGGCCACAUUGUGCUGAAUUUCAUCACACCGAGGUGGCGACACCAAGCCUUGCGCAUACGGCGAUUUACAAUCUACUCGAUCUACCAGUGAUUAUGUGUCCAGUGGGAAUGAAUGAAGAAGGUUUACCACUAUCCGUUUCGAUAAUUGGACCAAGAGGCAGUGAAUAUAAACUCGUCGAAAUCGCUCGUAAAAUCGAUAAAAAAUUCGGUGGAUGGGUUGCACCUGGAAACGAAAAUUUG